This is a messenger RNA of Calliphora vicina (urban bluebottle blowfly), 2210 nucleotides long. Its product is annotated as ankyrin repeat domain-containing protein 13C. Gene Ontology annotation, biological process: protein retention in ER lumen. NCBI's taxonomy places the organism in Eukaryota, Metazoa, Arthropoda, Insecta, Diptera, Calliphoridae. Gene Ontology annotation, molecular function: signaling receptor binding. Gene Ontology annotation, cellular component: cytoplasm. The transcript is spliced from 2 exons. Bases 63 to 1685 code for a protein of 540 amino acids. The record is from RefSeq and is a predicted model, not a curated record.
UUAAUUCAAGUUAAAAUAAAUGUGAAAUAAUCUAUUGUCUAUAUAGUUAAUCGUUAAACACAAUGAAAAUGUCUAAAGUGAAAGAAAGUAAAAAAACGAAAACCACAAACGGUACGAUACCGAAGAAAACUGGGGGCGGUAUAAAAGAAAACUCAGUUGCAGUGGCAGACAACCAGAAGACCACAACAGAAAAUUACAAUGAAAAAAUUGAACAAGUUUUGAAUACUUCUUUUAUAGAGGAGGAGGAGGACGAAGACGAGGCUGAAGAUCAGUUUCAUUCAGCUCCAACUACACCGACCAAAUCAAAUUAUGGCUCAUUAACAAAGAAAGAUCUGUGUGGUGGCCAAGAGUUGCCGUUGCACAAGUGUAUAUUUCUCAAUGACCGUGAAGCAUUAAAGUGUCUGUUGGAAAAAAAGACGGAGAAUCUAUCACAAAAGGACAAACAUGGCAAUACACCACUUCAUUUGGCUGUAAUGUUAGGACGCAAAGAUUGUAUAGAUUUACUUUUGGCGCAUAAUGCCACUGUAAAAAUAAAGAACAAUGACGGCUGGACGGUAUUGGCGGAAGCCAUUUCUUAUGGCGAUCGCGAUACAAUUUCAAUUUUGCUCAAGAAAUUACGACAGCAAUCGCGAGCACACUUAGAAUCCAGAAGAUCCGCCAUGAUUAAAGGUUUAAAACAGAUUCAGGAUUUCUAUAUGGAAUUAAAAUGGGACUUUACUUCAUGGGUGCCAUUGGUAUCACGUAUGUUACCCUCCGAUAUUUGUCGUAUACACAAAUGUGGCUCGUCCCUUCGCUUGGAUACGACUCUAGUAGAUUUUAACGAUAUGCGAUGGGAAAGAGGUGAUACCUCAUUUAUAUUUCGCGGUGAUCAACCCAUGAAUCAUUCCAUUACAGUGCUAGAUAAUGAAUAUCAAUGCUACAAACACAUACACUAUGAAGAUUCGGACAUUGAAGAUGAGGUGGACAUAUUGAUGUCGAGUGAUAUUUUAGCAGCCCACAUGUCAACAAAAAGUAUACAAUUUGCUCGCGCCCAGUCUGGUUGGAUAUUUCGUGAGGACCGCAAGGAGGUUGUGGGCGGUCAAUAUCAAUCCGAACUGUAUGCCAUACAUGGACUAGUACUGAAGCAACGUAAACGCAGGGAACAUUUGUCACAAGACGACAUACAAAAGAAUAAAGCCAUGUUGGCAACUAUGUCACAAGGCCGCCGUUCGAGUCUCACCAACAGUAACAGCAAUUCCACAGAUGCUGGCUCAACAAACGUUUCAAUUGAAAUAGCGAGACGAUCUUCACUUCCGCCGCCACCAAAACCCUCCAUCACUUGGGAACAAUACAUAAAUGCGGAGACUGGUAAAUGUCCACCUCUGGGCCGUACACCCGUCCACAAACAAUCGAAUAAAUCUUUAAAAGCCACCGUUGCCAUGAGUAAAGAAUUUCCACUUAGUGUUGACAUGCUACUAAAUAUUUUGGAAGUCAUUGGACCCUUUAAACACAUCAGUAAAUUGCGUGAAUUUGUUGCUCUAAAACUGCCUCCCGGUUUUCCGGUUAAAGUUGAAAUUCCCGUUUUACACACCGUUACUGCUAAGAUAACAUUUCAGAAAUUCGAAUUUCGCGACAAUAUUUCACCGUCGCUCUUCGAAAUACCCAAGAACUAUGUGGAAGAUUCUAGCCGUUUUCCGGACUUAUGACCUGGUGAACAAGAACAACAGCAACAAGCGGAUGUAAAUCGCAAUUCAAAUAAAAAUGGAAAAUUCUAAAGACAAUCUCCAGGAAUAAAAAAAAACAUCUACCAAAUGGGAAAGAUGAAUUUAUCUUUGUAUUCGUGGAUAAAAAACAAUAAUUAUCAACAACAUUGAAGCAUUUCUUUUUGGAAAAUAAUUUUUACUUUAUAAACUACCUAAUUAAUGUUACGUAUAUCAUAUCUCUGAUCUUCUUACUAUUUAUAACUUUUGUAAUUCAUAUUUUGUUUUUAACUUUAAAGUUUAAACACUUCUUCUUAUCACCAAACAUUAAACAAAAAUAAUAUUUAUCAUAAAUCUCAUCACUUUUAUCUUUGUAUACAUAAUAAUUAUGUUGUAAGUCACCAGAAAGGAAUUCCUACACUUUCCUACAAGUAUUUACAUAUGCAACUUAUAAACUAUAUACUUUACUAUAAAUGCAAACACCAUACACGAUAAACAUAUUUAUUAUUUAAGUAUAAGUUAAAUGUUAUU